Hippopotamus amphibius kiboko is the source of this 966-nucleotide messenger RNA. RefSeq names its product gap junction protein delta 2 (gene GJD2). Gene Ontology annotation, cellular component: connexin complex. The transcript has 2 exons. Gene Ontology annotation, biological process: cell communication. Lineage: Eukaryota; Metazoa; Chordata; Mammalia; Artiodactyla; Hippopotamidae. The record is from RefSeq and is a predicted model, not a curated record. The coding region runs from base 1 to 966 and encodes 321 amino acids.
AUGGGGGAAUGGACCAUCUUGGAGAGGCUGCUGGAAGCCGCGGUGCAGCAGCACUCCACUAUGAUCGGGAGGAUCCUGUUGACUGUGGUGGUGAUCUUCCGCAUCCUCAUCGUGGCCAUUGUGGGGGAGACGGUGUACGAUGAUGAGCAGACCAUGUUUGUGUGCAACACCCUGCAGCCCGGCUGUAACCAGGCCUGCUAUGACCGCGCCUUCCCCAUCUCCCACAUACGUUACUGGGUCUUCCAGAUCAUAAUGGUGUGUACCCCCAGUCUCUGCUUCAUCACUUACUCUGUGCACCAGUCUGCCAAGCAGCGAGAACGCCGCUACUCUACUGUUUUCCUAGCCCUCGACAGAGAUCCCCCUGAGUCCAUGGGGGGUCCUGGAGGAGCUGGGGGUGGGGGCAGUGGUGGUGGCAAACGAGAAGAUAAGAAGUUGCAAAAUGCCAUUGUCAAUGGGGUGCUGCAGAACACAGAGAACACGAGCAAGGAGACGGAGCCAGAUUGUUUAGAGGUUAAGGAGCUGACCCCACACCCAUCAGGGUUGCGCACUGCAGCACGAUCCAAACUCCGAAGACAGGAAGGCAUCUCCCGCUUCUACAUUAUCCAAGUGGUAUUCCGAAACGCCCUGGAGAUUGGGUUUCUGGUGGGCCAAUACUUUCUCUAUGGCUUCAGCGUCCCAGGGUUGUAUGAGUGUGACCGCUACCCCUGCAUCAAGGAGGUGGAAUGUUAUGUGUCCCGGCCUACUGAGAAGACUGUCUUUCUAGUGUUCAUGUUUGCUGUGAGCGGCAUCUGUGUUGUGCUCAACCUGGCGGAACUCAACCACCUGGGAUGGCGCAAGAUCAAGCUGGCUGUGAGAGGGGCCCAGGCCAAGAGGAAGUCAGUCUAUGAGAUCCGCAACAAGGACCUGCCCCGGGUCAGUGUUCCCAAUUUUGGCAGGACUCAGUCCAGUGACUCUGCCUAUGUGUGA